GCAGACUCCUAACGAAGGCAUGCUUCGUACGUCUUCGCUCCUUGACCGAGACACAGGAUCUGGCUGUACAAUUGGCCAAAUUCUGGUUCUUCUUUGACUGCGGUUUCGGAAAGGAAAUUAAGGGAAUGUCGGUGAGAAACACGCGAAUUUUGUUUCACAUCGUGGAGAUGCGGGCGCAAUUCCGUUAGGUUUAAAGCUGACAUAAAUUUGGGAAUCAAACAGUAGUUUUGCGCAUGCGCUCGCUCUCGUGCGUUUCAGGAAUGCGAAGAGAUUGAGAGUGUUCGCUCUGCGAUCGAGCAGCCACCUGGUGGUACCACCGAUCUUUCGACGACUGCGGUCUGAUUAUCUUCGAUCAAAUUGAUCGCUCGUGCUGAUUGUUGGCACUAUCAGAACCCGAGGUUUAAGAAGGCGUUAGCACUCAGUGACAUGGCUUACUAGCUCUUGUCGGGGAAGGGAUGAUGUGCUCUUGAAAUCCGUGCUUGAGGUCCUGGUGUUGCUCGCGGUCGUUUCUUAAGACGGUGGAAUAUUGGAGCAGAACGAAGAGGGACAAACGCGCUUCCGCUUUUAAUUGACUGGUUGAGAACCCAAUGUUCUUCUUGGAGUGAGUCAUACGCAGCAUGGCCGACGCAGGAUACAUGCUAUCAACUUUCCGAUGUCCUCUGUGGCUCGGGUGUCCUCUCUUGGAAUUAUCGGUAGAUGAGCAAUGUCGCUCCACGCGUCUACUGUGUCACGAUGCUCAAAGAAUGCAACAUAUUAGAUAUUAAUUUACAUGAAGCAGAACAAUGAGGAGAAAUUUAGCCAGCGUUGUCUACAGAAACACACAUGAGCUUACUUUCGAAGGACUGUGAAAAAACGUCACAUGAGGCUGUACGGCUCCGAAGCCGUCGUCUUUCUUGAUGUGUAGUUUCAGGAGUCCGGGCCUCUGGCCCCUUCCAAGAGUGAAACACAGACAAGCUGGUAACACAAACGGCGCAUUACGGAAGCAUAGCGAAACCACAUGUUUACUGCAAGUGGCACUACUCAUCGGAAACGAGCCUCUGCAAAGAAACAUGGGGUGAGCAGAACUCCUGGUCAUAAUGAUCCUUCUAAUGCCAAUGACGAUGACCUUAUCAGUAGGGUAGAUCUGAACUAUGGGAACAAGUUGUUGAGCUUGAGAGCAGCUUUAAAUGAGAAAGAGUUGCAGCUGGUGGAGCUCCGAGAGCAGCACAUUAGUGUUGUAAAUAGAGGAGCCAUUGCUCGUAAGAAUUGGGAGGAUGCUCUGAAGUCGAAGGAUCAAGUGAUCAUCCAGCUGCAAAAGGCCCUACAUGCGAAGAAGUGUGAGCUUGACAGACAAGAAAGAGUGAACGAAGAGAACAUUCAGAGACUUCUACAGCAGCGAGAAGAAGAAGAGAAUGCAGAACUUGAACAGAAAGAACGAAAGAUAUCUCAUUUGGAAGCGAAGAACAGUCAAUUUGUUCAAGAGGUGGUGGAUCAACAGAAGACAUUAGCUAAGCUCAAAAAGCAACUUGAAGAUAGAGAAAGACAAUGCGCAAGCCACUUGCACAAGAUUGAAGUGAUAAAUGGGAGAGUUCAGGACCUAAAAGCUGCUCUUCAGAAAAAGGAAGAAAUUGUCGAAACUCAACAAAAAUAUUGUCAAGAACUAAAAGCCUUGCUCUGGAAGCGCGACUCAGUAAUUGGCCAACUUCAGCUUGCAGAACAACAACUGCAAUCCUCUUUGGCCAGACAAGAAGCAGAGUAUGAGGCUUUAGAGUGUGCCAAGCAGAAGUUACAAGAGGAAAAAGAUGCUAUCGAAAAGAACCUGGCUGACCUUCGCCACAACCUCGACAGUGUGGAUAGCGGGUCCUUGCACAGGAAAUGCGAAAAGGGCUUUAAGGAGAAAGAAGCUGUUUUACGAAAGCAGAAACGCCAAAUCCAAGAACUCGGAAGAUGUUUAGAGUCCACUGAAGAAACUCUAGACGCUAAACGCAAAGAUUAUCAGCAUCUUUUGGAAGAGAAGCGAAGGUUACAACAAAAAUACGAUUCUCUCACGCAAGAAUUUGAGGAAGCUCAAAGGAUACAGCGUCAUCUGGAGUCGAAUCUAGGAGCUGUACAAGAGAGGCUACUGAAUGCUGAAAGGGUGAUUUCCGAGGCUGAACAAGAAGCGAUAGUUGAAGCUGCACAAUUUGCCCCAUCGCUGGAGAGAUCAAUUGCUGCUGAUCAGGCUGGCGACAAUCUCAUGGACGACUUUCUAGAGCUUGAGAGGCAAUCUAACGGGAGCGUGGUACAUAACUCUGGGACGUACUCGAGAGAAUCAAAACAACAAUCAUCCAAACCCUCGUUCUUGUUUGAAGCUUCACGUCCUCCAGCAGAUUCCUCGGCGAGGAAUUCGUCAUCCUCAGCUAGGAGAGGUACGAAAGAUGGCAGCAAAGUUCAAUUAAUGCGGAAACCCCAGGCUUCUGAAAUACUAAACGCCGUCGAGAGCAAGCAUUCUUUCAGUGUCGACCGCAAUCAACGGCCUCCUAAGGUCCCAACUUUUCAGGGAUCCACCCCAGUUAGCAAGACUUAUUACCAGGCGUUACCAAUUGAUUCUGUCAAAAAAGGGGAACGAAAGGCUUGGUCUGUGACAGAUACUACGAGGAGGCAACAAAAUUCAAAUGGUACCAUGGCGAACGGUCAACCUGCUGGAAAAGUUGUAGAAGCAUCGGACGUGAGAAGCCAGUCGUCCGAGUCCUCUCAGCAAUCGUCACCCAGUAAACAAGAUUUGGGUUCUUCUUCGGAGAUGUAUCGAGUGGCAGGUGGAGAGCGAAGUCCUACGCUCAUAGAAGCUUUUCAAAAUUCUUCUCUCGGUGCCCAAAAAAAAACUCCUACUUACAUAUGUACAUCCAGGAAAAGAACAAACUCUCAUCUGCCACGAAGUCCCCCUUCUUCCGACGAUUCUCAGACACUUUCGCUCAAUGAUCGAAGAAGCAACUUUUCAGUGGCUGCGCAUGAAUCAAAAGCAGCGGCACAAGCCAAUGGAUGGAGCAUGCAGGACUGUACUAUGUACGAAGCCCACCAACCUUCUCCUCGAGAUGGAGAUAUCAGAACCUCCAACGGCAACAGAGGGAGACAACCAUCACGAGUCUCGGGGAGCCAUGAAGCUUCUGAUUUUUCGCCAGCACCAUAUUUAGAACAAGAUAGACUAAGUUACUUCAACACUGAUCGUGACUCUAAAGAAAGAGCAAUGCGCCAAGCUCGGAGUGAAUCAAAUAAAUUGUCUUCUAAUGGUGGGAAUGUAUCCCAUGGCCAACAAAAGCUGCCAGUUUCAGCAACAAAGCCUGACGGAUCGAGAAAUUUGAGGAACAAAGAUUCGAUGCGGCCACCCACUCCUGCCUCAGACAUUAUUCAAGGCUCAAGCGAGAGUGCCCUAAGAUCACUCCAAGACGAGGUGAUGAAACGAGAGCGAGGGUGGCGACGAACCGAGGCAAAUAUGCGAGCUGCUCUUUGUCAACGGCUGGCAGAGCUGAAUGGUACAGAUCAAAGCAUCAAGGGAGAUGAUUUUGACAUGAUCGAACGAGCAAAACUUGAAAGUAAACGUUCUGUCCAGCGAAGGAAGACUUGAGCUCUAUCGCCACGAGGAGAGCGAUGCACAACAUAGUUCUUCCGUGCAAAUCCAGUCGAAAGAAAUCUACUUUCAGAAAACUCGAUAUGAAUUUCCAUGGCAGCAAAAGUAUCAACUGAUACGUCGACCUCAACAUCAAUCAUGCAUCGCACGUUCCAGAUUUCCUCGCUAUGCAAACGAAUUGCAUAUCGUUCACAGUUGCAUAUCGAAUGAGUCAAUUAUAGAUAUGAUGAGCUCGUACACAGAUUCAUUCUUCUAUCUAACGCUGCUGGCGUAGGAGAAUGACUGUGAGCAAUGUGCUGGGCCCGUUCUCGUACUGUCGUACUUUUUGGUGGUGGUGGUUGGCAAGUCGAAAGUUCAAUUACAUGCGGUAGAACUUGCGGGAUUGCACGACGCUGUGUACUUCUUGGCACCCUGCCUUAAACGAAUUUCGUAGGAGCAAUAAUGGAGUCCCUUCAGGAUGUGGAAGCUUGACGUACUUGUUCUCCGUGCGACAGCCUUGAUUUGAACCUUCCAUGACCAUUUUAGGGAAACACUUUGCUAGAAGUCAAGAGUAAUACUAGGGAGAUAUUUCUCCCUUGAGUUGGUAGAUGCACAAAUGACCUCAAACACUAAAAUCAUCUCCAAGUAAAAUACAUUAAAAUGGAGUAUUAUUUUGAUUGUAGAGAGUAUGUGAACCGUAACUCAUGGAAUGAUGACAUUCCUAUUUUUAUAAAUUCCUAAUGAGAAAACAUGAAUAUGAACAUGAUCAGACCGUAGGCC
Molecule: messenger RNA, 4342 nt
Organism: Marchantia polymorpha subsp. ruderalis
Lineage: Eukaryota; Viridiplantae; Streptophyta; Marchantiopsida; Marchantiales; Marchantiaceae
Source: the annotation of a GenBank genome assembly